UACUCCCCUCCGUCCCUCCCACCCUCCGCCUGCCACGGUCUGUCUUGGUCCGCCCGCAGCAUUCGCCUUUCAAGCUAGGAUUUUCACUAUAGAGAUGGCUGCGAAAGUGUGUAGCUCAUUGCUCCUCCUGUCCCGGAGCAGCGGAACUGUGGCCACCGGGCUCCCCGUGAUUUGCGUCCCGUCACAGCGGCACCACCAGCACAUAAGACCGGAGCAGACAGUCAGGAAAGCACACAGCUUGAGGCCAACCUCCUCCUGCUCUGCCCUGUUCCGCCAGCCUCACAUCGUCCUCUCAGCGGCCUUCUCAACCCAGGGAUGGAGGGGGUCUCACUCGUGGCAGGGCCAGAGACUGCUGUGUUCCUCUGCUGCUCCAGAAGAGGUGACGGUGGCGUACCAGAACGGGCUGCCGGUGAUCUCUGUUAGUUUGCCGUCUCGUAGAGAACGAUGCCAGUUCACCCUGAAGCCCCUCAGUGACUCUGUCGGCGUGUUCCUCAAACAGCUGCAGGCGGAAGACCGGGGCAUUGACCGCGUAGCCAUCUACUCCACAGAUGGGGCGAGGGUGGCCUCAUCCACAGGAAUAGACAUCCUGCUAUUGGACGAUUUCAAGCUGGUCAUCAACGACGUUGCUCACCUUGUGCGGCCGCCGCGGAGAGAUCUCCUGCCACAUGAAGAGGCGGAGCGCCUGAACGACGUCAAGUACCUGGUCCAACAACUGUACACCACCCUGCGCAUUGAGGAGCACCAGCUGUCUAAAGAGAAGGAGCUAGUUGUUAGACUGGAGGAGCUGAAUUCACAGCUACGCCCUCUGGAGAAGGUGAGGGAGGAGCUGAGCCGCAAGGCAGAGCGUCGCACCACCUGGGUGAUGUGGGGCGGCAUGGCCUACAUGGCCACCCAGUUCGGCAUCCUGGCCCGGCUCACCUGGUGGGAGUACUCCUGGGACAUCAUGGAGCCCGUCACCUACUUCAUCACCUACGGCACCGCCAUGGCCAUGUACGCCUACUACGUCCUCACACGCCAGGAGUACAUCUACCCAGACGCCAGGGACAGGCAGUAUCUGCUGUUCUUCCACAAGGGGGUGAAGAGACAACGCUUUGACGUCCACAAGUACAACGAAUUAAAGGACACGAUUGCUGAGGUCGAGUUAGAUUUGAAGCGUCUCAGAGACCCUCUACAGCUCCAGCUCCCUGUCCAGCAGCUCACUGCAGCCGGCAAAGAUUGAUAGGGAGUGUGGUUCCUCCCUUCCCUUCCUCCUCUGGCCCUCUCUCCUCCCCAACCCACUUUUCUUGCAUCUUUCCUUCUCUAACUGUCCGUCCACCCUCCAACUUUACUCCUCCAACCCUCCCUCUUUUGACAAACCCAUCCCUUUAGUGAUCUCACAUACCUCCCCCUCUUCGUUUAUGUUUUUCAACUGAAAAGUUGGAUAGGCAAGUUAAAACAUCUAUUGACAAGUUUUGGCAUCAAAAAAGAACCAAAACAGAAUUCCUUUUGUGGCUGAGAUCAAUGGACGCUAUGGAAACUCCACAGGACUCCAGACAGAAGGAUAGCCUGUAGGAGGACAGCUUUAGGGGACAUACAAGAAGUGACACACUACAGUGGGAGGAGCUACAGCUGAUGUGAGGGAGGAGCCAGAAAGAUGGACACAUCCGUGAGUGUGUGUGUGACAAUGCCCCAAGGCAUCAACCACCCAACGGCUAUAUCUGAAUCUACGGGCCAGCUAGGUCUGUGAUGCAGCUGGAGCGUUCAGACUGUAAACAGGCCACUCCUGUCAGACAUGGCCACACCCACAGAGGGACUUAAUCACAUGGAUCCACGUUUACAAGGAUGCAUCUCUUCUAGCUCCUCCCCCAGAUGACUAACCAGCGCUCUUUGACCUCUGCAUGCACAGAGAACAGGGCUGUGUGACCUCCAGGUGACCUUGAACUUUGACCUUGGCCAGCCCUACCCUUCUUGUGUCGUCUGAUUGGUUGAUGCCAUCCCUAUCUUUCCUGAGUCCCCCCCCCACUCCCUGCUGCCUGAUGGACAGCUGCCACCCGAGCAUGUUGCUAUAAGGACAAGGAGCUUUAUGAAGAGGCCAUCCACCUGUCACAGCCUUUACAGAGAGUUAACAGAUGCAGUUGAGGUCAGGUGACCAUGCCUCACUUCCACUUCCUGUUGUUGACUUCUUGUCAACUUUCUGUUUCCUGUUACAUGCUCGCCAGGCUGCGGCGACAUUGGACGAGUUCCGUAGUACCGACAAAAACAUCACUGUGUGUUCUAUUAUUCCAAAAAAAUAUUUUGGCACUUUUAUUUUGAAAGCCAUACUAUAUUUGUUAUGAAAAAUAAUAUACAAUCAAACACAAUGGAGGAAGAGGAGGUCCAGGAGUCCGUGAGGAGACGAGCUGAACAUCUUGAAGCAGUUGUGUGUUUAUAUACCAUGUCUUUACUUUUAUGAAUUCUCAGCCAAGCAGGUUUUUCAUAUCAAUGCCCUCUGUCUCACACUCUGUCUCAACACUCUGUCUCACACACAAACAGAAACACUGUUGAUAUGCACAUCCGUACAUGCCUUCAGUGUUUUUCCCACAACAACAUAACACCUAUCCUAUUUGCAUGAGUAGCCAUUACAGACAGCCAGAGAGUAGAUGAGAUCUUAGAAUAACUUCUGGUCCAAACGUUCUGCUUGCUCACCUCAGCGGAGAGAUAAUUACAGAACAGUAGGCCGCUGUGAACGUGUGAUGCAUGAACUCUGAUCUAAAGUAGGACGAGGCACUGGUGAAAAUGUUUGGAGGGCAGCCAAAACAGAAUACUUGACAUCUGGGUGGUACUGGUCUUGUGUAAUUCCUCUGUAUUCCCUCUCCUUCUGACUGCAGUAGCCUGCCUCAUUAACUGAAUAUACAGAGACAUAAAUAUGACUGGACAUUAUAGUGGGUGUCUGUAGACGCUGCCCCAGGCAUGCUUAUAGAUUGCAGAUUGUUGAAGUGUGUGUGUGUGUGUGUGUGUGAGGUGUUUUAAGACCGAAGCCAAGGUACCUAUGGUGAAACAGUGGACGUACAACAUGCAAAACACACACUCAGUAUCACGUAUGUCAUUCUGUAUAGGGCCAGGUCGGUGCAGGCUUUCACUCCUACCUUGCACUUAACAGACUAAUUAAGGUCCAUGAUUAGUAAGUAGCUCCCUUGGUUGUCUAGGUUUUUAAUUGGACACCGAUUGGCAGAACCAGCGAACACUCAACUCACCCCUCCGAACCCUAACCCCUCCAUGGGAUAAUUUAUUCGGUCCCAGGGUUAGAUUUCCGACAUACCACUGCAGCCUAGAAAAAAUAUAUAAUAAGAAUAAUACUGUAGAAAAAUAGAGUGUAAAUAGAUGGUGUCUCAGAUACGAUGUUUGCUUUUUCAUUGUGGAAAGAAGACGUGUGAUUGAUGACAGACAUGACUUCUGACAUUACAUGGUACCAAUAUCAACUUGUUUUGAGGGAGUGUCAGUGUGACACAACACGGUUCGAUCAACAUAAAUCCAAUUCAGUCUGCACCCGGCCAACAAAACCAAAACCCUUGGAGAUGCGUAUAUGGAUAUGGUUGUUACAUCUACUUUCCGAACAAUAUUCUCUGUCUUCACAAAUACGGCUAAAGGAAUAUAUUCCCUGCCUGUGUGCUUGCAGAUCAGUCACGCACGCACGCAAGGCUGUUCCGUCCGGAGUACUUUCCUCCCACUGUCCCUAAAAGCUGUUCUAGAUAACGCCCCCCUUCCCUGUUGGCCAUGGGGCAGGAUUGAGUUCAUGCAUGCUGUGGUAUGCCAGUAGAAAUUAAAUGUCAAUAUAUAAAGUAGGAGCAUUGUAGCCAUUUAGCUUUGAUGCUAUCGUCGGGUUGUUCCACAGACACUGUCCCUCUUAACGUUUCCAUGCUGUUUUUCCGGUUCAGGUGAUGGGCAAAGCCAUAUCUAUGUUGUUUUGUCUCCCGGCCGUUCACUAGAGGACGAUACACCUGACAGGAUCAAGUUAGUGCCAGCCAAUUCUGAAAAACAAGGUAAUAUUGAUAUUCUGUUUCUGUAAGUAAGUAAGCUGAACUUGCAGGGGGGUUGAGUCAUGUAGCCCUUAGCCAAUUUCAACCUCUAUCUUAAAUAAAAAGGAAAAUAAUAAUGAAUUGGUGGCUAAGUCCUUGACACAGUUGGUAGUGUCCUCUGGGGUUCAUAGCCCACGACCAUGCGUUUCCUCUGGUGUUUAUGCCUUUAGGUGGCCCAAGGUAGUGGCUGGAUUGGAGGGGACUGGGGGUGGG
This is a messenger RNA of Esox lucius (northern pike), 4247 nucleotides long. RefSeq names its product mitochondrial calcium uniporter (gene mcu). Gene Ontology annotation, biological process: mitochondrial calcium ion homeostasis; calcium import into the mitochondrion. The coding region runs from base 95 to 1219 and encodes 374 amino acids. The record is from RefSeq and is a predicted model, not a curated record. The transcript has 9 exons. NCBI's taxonomy places the organism in Eukaryota, Metazoa, Chordata, Actinopteri, Esociformes, Esocidae. Gene Ontology annotation, molecular function: calcium channel activity; uniporter activity. Gene Ontology annotation, cellular component: mitochondrial inner membrane; uniplex complex.